Racocetra persica is the source of this 252-nucleotide messenger RNA. The record is from the annotation of a GenBank genome assembly. NCBI's taxonomy places the organism in Eukaryota, Fungi, Glomeromycota, Glomeromycetes, Diversisporales, Gigasporaceae.
AUAGCAGCAACUAUUAAAUUAGAUGAAUUAUGCCAAAAAAUAUUAGAUAUAACAGUAUUAAUAGGAUUAAAAGAUGAAGACAAUAAGAAUGAUAUUGCUACAGCAGAUGAAAUCAAAGAGUUUUAUAUAUUAGAAAAAAAUGAAUAUAACAAUAUUUUAAUUAAGACACUUGAUAGUGUUGUUAUUUCAGAAGUUAUUAAAGACAAUAUUGAAGAGAACUAUAGCAAUAGAGAAUUUGACAUUAAUGCUUUG